CUAACUGACGCGAUCUGUCAACCGCAGAACCCAUCGAAAGAAAACCUUUUUCAAUUAUCUCUAUGCGAAGUUUCUAUAUUGAAUUAACCUUCAGCGAAUCACGCAAACCUUUAUGAAAAUGGUCGUGGUUUUUGACUUCUUUGGGAUAUUAUAAGAUAUAAACUUUGAUGUUAAAGUCCUACCGGAAGCAGCAGAAGCUAUUAUUGUUAGCUCAUUCUGUUAGCAUUAAGCAAACAAUCGGCACUGAAGAUGAGAGAAAAUCAAAUACGGAGCAUAAUGGAAACGGGUGGUGUUUAUCUGCUGGAGUAUAAGGAGAGAAAACUUUCUUCUCUAAACGUGUGAAAACAUUAGAAGGUCCCUGAUUUAAGGGGAAGACAGCAGAGAUGGAAGAACCAGCACAGAGUCAGCAGAUGGGCUCCUCUUUUCAAGAUGUCCAGAAUCAAUGUCCCAAACGGGAUCAGGAGGACUUAAAGCCACUGGUUAUCAAAGAGGAACAGGACGAUUCUGAGAUCAUUGAAUUUAUAUUCAGUCCUGUUCCUGUCAAGAUGGACGAUGAUGAAGAGAAACAUCGGCUUUCAGAGCUUCAUAAGAGUCAGACUGAGGUGAACACAGACUCUGCGGGUGAAGAAUCAGAUGAGGACAGAGCCUCAGGUUCUUCAGAGACGGACGUCAGUGAUGGAAACUUCGAGGAGAACAUGGACCCUCAAUCAGUUGUAGACUUUGGACAGAUCAACACCUUUCCCGUAGAUGAUGCAAGAUGCGAGACAGGCAACCUGCAGCUUAGGCUGAUAAAAAUGGAGCUUCCUGCUGAGGAGCAGAACCUUAGGCCCAGCCUGGACCAGAAGGACCUAAAACUCCCACGGAUUAAAGAGGAAGAGCACAAUGCUGAGGUCACGCAGUUCAUAUUCAAUCCUGUAUCUGUUAAGAGUGAAGAUGAUGAAGAGAAACCUCAGCUCUCAAAGCUUCAUCACAAACAGCCUGACAAAAACAGACUCUCUACCGGACAGGAAGACAUUUUACGAUCAAAUAACGUAGAUGAAGCUAUUGACUCUUCAGACACUGAUGUCAGUGAUGGUAAUUGGGAGGAGAGCAGUGAAGUUCACUCAAGUUUGGGCUCCAUAGAAACCAGAACUGGUGAUCUAAGAUGUAUGAGAGGUGAGGUGUUACACAGCUGCAAAGAAUGUGGUAAAAUAUUUAGCCACAGAAGAAAUUUGUUAAGACAUAACAUAAUCCACACAGGAACGAAACCCUUCAACUGCUCCAUCUGUAGCAAAGCUUUCAUAUGGAAGGGGGGUUUUGUGCAACACAUGAGAACACAUAGUGAAGAGAAACCUUUCAGCUGCUCCACCUGUGGAAGAAGUUUCAAGAACAAGGAGAAUCUGAAUCGACACAUGAAAGUCCACACUACAGAAAGACCUUUCAGCUGCUCUGACUGUGGAAAACAGUUUAAAAGCCAGGAAACUGUAACUUCCCACAUGAGAAGUCACACAAAAGAAAAGCCUUUUAGCUGCUCCAUCUGUGGAAAAAAGUUUAAAAGAAAAGCUAGUGUACAGCAGCACACAAAAAGUCACACUGAGGAAAAACCUUUCAGCUGCUCAGUCUGUGGGAAAAAGUUCAAGCGGAGUGAUAGUGUACCCCGGCACAUGAUACUACACACUGAAGACAAACCUUUCAGCUGCUCAGUCUGUGGGAAAAAGUUCAAGCGGAGUGAUAGUGUACCCCGGCACAUGAUACUACACACUGAAGACAAACCUUUCAGCUGCUCACUAUGUGGGAAAAAGUUUGUUCGAAAAGAAAGUUUGGUAAAUCACAUGUCUCACCACACAUCAGAAAAACCCUACAGCUGCUCCGUCUGUAAUAAAGCUUUUACCUCAAAAGUUACUCUGAUAAAACACACCCGGUUCCACAGAGAGGACAGACAGUUUAGCUGUUCUGUUUGUAAAGCCUCUUUCAAAGAAAGAUCCUCCCUGGCUGUUCACAUUAAGAUUCACACUGGAGAGAAGCCUUUCAGCUGCUCAACCUGUGGCCGUAGCUUUGGUCAAAGCUCAACUCUGAAGCGCCACAUGAGACGACACACUGAAGAAAAACCUUUCAGCUGUCCCUAUUGUAAUGUCAAGUUCAAAUGGAAAAAUGCUUGUGUAAAGCAUAUCAAAAAACAUGGAGCUGAAUAGCUUUUUGGCUUCAAAUACAAGCUACGGUAAGAUUAGAUAUAAGUCUGUUAAAAAGUUUCAUCAGCUGCUCUGUUACAGCAGAUUUUGAAGGAGAAAAUUUGAAGUAAUUUUGCUCCCUCUCUGUUAUUUUAUAAUUUUCAUUUUUCCUUUUAUGUUAGUCAUCGCUAACUACCUGAAAAUUAGGUCA
Messenger RNA from Cyprinodon variegatus (sheepshead minnow), 2358 nucleotides. RefSeq names its product gastrula zinc finger protein XlCGF57.1-like. The transcript is spliced from 3 exons. Gene Ontology annotation, biological process: regulation of transcription by RNA polymerase II. Gene Ontology annotation, cellular component: nucleus. Gene Ontology annotation, molecular function: RNA polymerase II cis-regulatory region sequence-specific DNA binding; DNA-binding transcription factor activity, RNA polymerase II-specific. The coding region runs from base 384 to 2171 and encodes 595 amino acids. Lineage: Eukaryota; Metazoa; Chordata; Actinopteri; Cyprinodontiformes; Cyprinodontidae. The record is from RefSeq and is a predicted model, not a curated record.